ACGGGACAGUCCGCCAGCGGUCGUGGGUGGGGCCUGAGCAGCAUGACGUCAUACUGCAUCCAAAUUGUGCGUCCAGUAAAGCAGUUGUUGGUUUGUGUUUCAGGUGUUUCUGCCAAAGAGGAAUUGUCAGUGAAAGAGGGAGAAUCUGUCACUUUAGAUUCUGGUGUAAUAAAAAACCCAAAUGAUCUGAUGGCAUGGCAUUUUAAUGAAACUUUAAUUGCUGUAAUCACUGGAAGUCAGAGUAAGAUCUGUAUAGACUAUCAGUGUGUCUUGAGAUUUAGCAGCAGACUGAAGGUGGAUCAUCAGACUGGAUCUCUGACCAUCAUGAACAUUAGAACCACAGACUCUGGACUUUAUAAACUACAGAGAAGCAGUGGCAUCAUAAAGAGCUUCAGGGUUACUGUCAUUGGUGUUUCUGAUUUUCAUGUAAAUGGAGUGAAUCUGAACGAGGGAGAUUUAGUCACUCUGCAUACUGAUGCUGAAACAGACCAACAAGCAAAGAUUAGAUGGUAUUAUGAAGACAUUCGUAUAGCUGAGAUCAGUGGAGAUCUCAGUGAUAUCUGUACAGAUGUUCAGUGUAAUAAUGGCACUGAGAGAUUCAGAGACAGACUGAAGGUAGAUCAUCAGACUGGAUCUCUGACCAUCACAGACACCAGAACCACAGACUCUGGACUUUAUGAACUACAGAUCAUAAACAGAAACAACAGCAACAGUACAAAGUUAUUUAGUAUCAUUGUCAGUGAUGUUCCUGCUGGAAUAAAGAGAAAGUCUGUGAAUGAGGGAGAAUCUGUCACUUUAUCUACUAGUGUGAUAAAAUACCCAAAUGAUGUGAUGAUGUGGUAUUUUAAUGACACGCUUAUCGCUGAAGUCACUGGAUAUCAAAGUAAGAUCUGUACAGAUGAUCAGUGUAACAGAUUCAGAGACAGACUGAAGGUGAACUAUAUGCCUGGAUCACUGACCAUCACUAAGACCAGAACCACAGACUCUGGACUUUAUUAUUUACAUAUGAGCAGCAGGACCGUCAGGAUCAGCAUCAUUAGGAGUUUCAGUGUUACUGUCACUGAUCCAGGUCUGUCUUUCUUUGCUUUAUUUGGAAUAUGUGGUGUUUUUAUGGGGUCAGCUGUCAUUGUGUGUUUUUGCUGUUGGAAAUGCUUAAGUAAGAAACCGGCAACAGGAAGCAGUGCAAGAUACUAUACCACUGAAUAUGAUAUUUGAAAUCAAAACCAAAACAAACAAACCCUUCCCUUCAUUGCUCUGCCCCCAAAAUGCGAGAGUGGAUGUCUCUUUAUCAUAGCUGAAGCGAAGCAAAAUAAUGCUUUGCAAAACAUAAGCGAUGACAACGAAUGAACGACAAGAGAUAACAAAAACUAACAUACAGCACACAAGCGCAUCAGUAAGAGUUGGUUGUUAGUCACCAUACUGCAUGCCAGAUCCAGACAAACAUUGAAAACUCAAACUGUUCUGUUACUUCAGCUAAUAUUUCAACAACAUCAUAUCAAUCUCUCUGUCAUUCUCGUGGAGAGUUAUAAAUCUCAGCAACAUCAAAUGUGAUGAUUUGUUUCUCAAUGCUGACUUUUAAGCUCCAUAUUUCCAUAUUAUGUCUCCAUCUUAAUAUAUUUCAGUAACAUCAGUGUUUAGAGUAACAAAAUCUCUCUUCAUCACACUGACUGUAUUUCAUUUGUCUCAAGACCAAACACACCUGAAGAACAAAUUAAGAGUUUUGUUGGUUUACAAAUCCUGAA
This is a messenger RNA of Onychostoma macrolepis, 1742 nucleotides long. RefSeq lists its product as uncharacterized. The transcript has 5 exons. NCBI's taxonomy places the organism in Eukaryota, Metazoa, Chordata, Actinopteri, Cypriniformes, Cyprinidae. The record is from RefSeq and is a predicted model, not a curated record. The coding region runs from base 43 to 1215 and encodes 390 amino acids.